Messenger RNA from Myotis lucifugus (little brown bat), 506 nucleotides. Its product is annotated as cytohesin-2. Bases 189 to 467 code for a protein of 92 amino acids. Lineage: Eukaryota; Metazoa; Chordata; Mammalia; Chiroptera; Vespertilionidae. The transcript is spliced from 3 exons. The record is from RefSeq and is a predicted model, not a curated record.
GGCGGUCCCUACUGGCGGGGCGGUUGGGAGGCGAAGGGAGAGUCUUUUCAGCGCUGAGGACUGGCGCUGAGGAGGCGGCGGUGGCUCCCGGGGCGUUUGAGCGGGCUCACCCGAGCCCGCGGGCCAACGCGGAACCAGGCCCGACUGGCGGGACCGCCCCGGACUCCCCGCGGGGCUUCCUAGCCGCCAUGGAGGACGGCGUCUACGAGCCCCCAGACCUGACUCCAGAGGAGCGGAUGGAGCUGGAAAACAUCCGGCGGCGGAAGCAGGAGCUGCUGGUGGAGAUCCAGCGCCUGCGCGAGGAGCUCAGCGAAGCCAUGAGCGAGGUGGAGGGUCUAGAGGCCAAUGAGGGCAGUAAGACCUUGCAGCGGAACCGGAAGAUGGCAAUGGGCCGGAAGAAGUUCAACAUGGACCCCAAGAAGGUGUUUGGGGCCACGGGGCUGGGGGCAGCCUGGCGGACAUCCUGAGGGGGUGUGAUGGUUUAAAGGCCUACUUUAGGGGGACAG